CAAUCCAUUCUGUGUUACACCUAGUUACAACUUUUGGGCACCCUGGAUCGGGAGUAAGACUCAUAUAGCGAAUGUUGUUCUCAACACUGAAUUUGAGAAAGUGCACAAAGCAAAAACUGCAGAACGAACAGAAAUAACUGUCUCUGAAGAUCGCUUAAAGGACAAACUUUCAAAACAGAAAGUGGGAGUGAUAAGAAGACUGUGUCAAGAGUGUGGUUUAGAUGCCAAAGGCUCUCGCACAGAUCUACUCCUGCGACUUUCGGAGGAGAUGAGGUCAAGGGAGGCCUAUGACAAGGUUUUUGAAAAGAUUUGGGCUGCUUCAGAAAAUCCAUCCUCCACAGAGAAAUGCAUGGACAUGUCACUUGGACCACUGACAGCACUGCCAGAAAAUAUUGUGACUUUACAAACGACCGCUGCAUCACCAGGCAUAACAUCAGUCACAUCUUCUCUGUCAUCAGUACCAAUUACAGAAAAAACAGCUUGUGAACCUACCACUCUUCUGAAUUUUUUUGAACCAACUAAGCCUUGGGAGAGGGACUGGCAUCCAUUACAAGAGAAACUGCUUGAUUAUGUGCUGGACCGAAAUCGCCCUGGCAGUGAAAUAAUUGUGAAGGAGGGGCAAGUGUGCCUUAUUCGAGAAGAAUUUUGGAGCCUUGGAUUGUUGAGGGACAUGGACUCCCAUAUUGGAAACGCCUGCAUGAAGCUUAUUUGUGAAAUGGCUCGACAAAUUGGCAAGGACAUAUACAUUGAGGACUUUUAUGUUGUCCCUGUGUGGAAAGAAACUCCUAACAACAUUGUUACUGGAUUACCGGAAGAUGCAGACUUGAAAAACCUGUUAGCCUUUCCAGCAUGGACAAAUGCCAAUGGACCAGACCGCUUUGUUGUCUGUGUAAGAAAAUAUUGAAAUGUCUAGUGCAUACAUUAAUUGGUAUUGCAAUGUGUGUGUUUCUAAAAUAAAACACUGAAAAAUCUUGGAAGAAGCAAUAAUGUUCAAAUGAAAUAUUUUUACACCUUUAACAUUAUAGAUAAUGAUGCCGCUUCGAAGAGAGAUGGUGUUUUUAGACUCUCUGUACGCAGAGCAUGAAUCAGGAUUUGGAGAUGAGGAAUACAGGGCAAUUUUUAGGUCUAUCAAUAAACUAAGACGUUUCAGCCUUUAUGUGAUAUAUGGCUACG
Danio rerio (zebrafish) is the source of this 1173-nucleotide messenger RNA. The record is from RefSeq and is a predicted model, not a curated record. NCBI's taxonomy places the organism in Eukaryota, Metazoa, Chordata, Actinopteri, Cypriniformes, Danionidae.